AUGACGACCCCAGCUGGUGACGACAAGGCUCGCCGAGAGUAUUACCUUCAAGCGGCUGACCCAUCUGGCAAUGCCACGCCCGAGGAACGUAUGCAGCGUCUGCUAAAGGCCAAGUAUGACGCCGGCUUGCUCAAGCCCUUUAACUACAUCAAAGGGUACUCGAGGCUGGGCAAAUACCUCGACCGUAACAUUAGCGCCGCCUCGAAGCAAAAGAUCCUGCGCACGCUGGGCCAGUUCCGCCCCAAAUUCCGCGAGAGGGCCUCUGCCCUGACGGAUAUGGAGCUCCAUGGCGAUACCCUCGUGUCUCUGGCGGAGGACUGGCGAAAUUUUCCGGGGAAUAAAGAGAUGGCCGAGCUUAUUGGCGUACCGGUAGAACGUCUCCGCGAUGGCCAACUAGCGCUUCACGAGAUCCUGACGGAAGAGUCUUGUGUUCGGUACUGGGAGGAGUUCCAGGCUAUCGCCUUCGAUCCGGAGCACGACAGCCUCCUCACGGCAUGUACGCUCAAGAUUCAAGACGCCAAGUCUGACGAGUCAAUGGUCAUAGAAUGCUCGUUCUCCUUUGUGAUAAAACGUGACGAGCACAAGCUGUAA
This is a messenger RNA of Parascedosporium putredinis, 591 nucleotides long. NCBI's taxonomy places the organism in Eukaryota, Fungi, Ascomycota, Sordariomycetes, Microascales, Microascaceae. The record is from the annotation of a GenBank genome assembly.